Molecule: messenger RNA, 1475 nt
Organism: Xenopus tropicalis (tropical clawed frog)
Lineage: Eukaryota; Metazoa; Chordata; Amphibia; Anura; Pipidae
Gene: mbip
Product: MAP3K12 binding inhibitory protein 1
Source: RefSeq, marked provisional
GUGUGAGGCCUAGCGCUGCUGUGAGCCGAGUUAGAUUUUAUUCAUGGCUCUCUCAGAGAAGCGGCAGCCGGAGACGGCAGGGGAAGGAGGUGCAGUUGCGCAGAGCUAUGAGGAGCUGCUGAGGGGGACGCUUCUUGCUUUGCAGCGCUGUACCCAACAGCUUAAGGUGACUGAAAGUUCUGUGAGAUUUGAUGUUGACUGGGGCAAUCUUCAGUGCCUGCCAGAUGCGAAGCCGGCAUUGCUUUGCUCACUUCUUCAGCAGCACAUCUCUGACAUUCAGCCUCUUAUGGACAAGCUGCAGGCUCUGGUGUAUGAAGAAGUUCAGCCAAAUGAUAACUCUGCAAAAACAGAAGAAAGUGGCCUAGAGAAGGCUGACCUUGCAACUGCUGGAAAAGUUAUGCCAGAAUCUAAUCCAGGCGAAUCCUUACAAACCAGUGAUGGUUUUGACCCCUCAGUUGUACAAAUUAAGGCAAAAAAAUCAGAGAUCGACAGAAGGAUAUUGGCAUUCAUCGAGAGAAAGCAAGCUGAGAUCAAUGAAAACAACGUCCGGGAGUUCUGCAAUGUUAUUGAUUGUAAUCAAGAAAACAGCUGUGCCAGAACAGAUGCAGUUUUUACUCCAUAUCCUGGAUUCAAGAGUCAUAUUAAAGUCUCUAGAGUUGUGAACACUUACGGACCACAAACUAGAAAUGAUAACACAGCAGCUCCAAGGUUAAGAGCAAAUCCUGUCCAACUUGACUGUGGGAAUCAGGCUGUUGAAGAGAGACUCCAAAACAUUGAAUGUCACUUGCGAUUGCAGAGAAGUGGACCUGUACCAAAAGAUGUGUACCAGAGAAUUAAAAGUCUAGAAGACAAGAUACUGGAGUUAGAAGGCAUUUCACCAGAAUAUUUUCAUUCUUUAGAUGUUUCCAAAAAGAGAAAAGCACCCCAAACAUCAGAGAGCUAUUCGUUGGCAGAAAUUGAUCAGAAGAUUAAAACUCUCAAACAGUCCCUUCUGCAAAAGAGCAGCAGGUUCCAUGCAGACACAAUGCAGACUUGAUCUUUGCUGGGAAUCUUGACUGGAUUUGUUGAUGAACUGGAUAAACCACAUUUUCAGAUUGAUAUUAAGCUUAUUUUAUGAUAUUCAUAUGACAAAUGUCUUAACUGUCCUUAUUGUUAAUCCUGUAAAUCAACUAUGGGCAACUUUUUUUUGCCCCAGUGGUUGCAAAAAUACAACUAGGCAUAGCAAUUCUGCCUGGGAAAUGUUACAGUUUGGACCUUGAGAAAUGGAGGCCGUCUGUUCCCUUCUGUAAAUAGUUUUUUUCACAUUUCCAAAGCUUUAUGGUCUGAUGUAUUUGUUAGCGGCAGUGUUUGUUUAUCCAUUCGUAAAUCAAGCAUGACUCUGUAGCUCUGUAUAUCUGUGCUAGUGAACCUAAAGUAGUAACUCGCCUUUGAAUUAGCUUUUAAUAUGUUAUAAAAUAUCCCAUUCUUAUCAACUU